AUGUGGAUACGGGCAAUACUGGUAGCUGUGCUGGUGUGUCUCCUGAUUCUACACUUUCUGAAAGGGCUUCAAAUACAGAAGAAAUACCCUCCUGGGCCUCCUCUAUAUGUAAUAGCUGCAAAGUUUAUACAGGACGGAUUCAGAGUUCAUCCUGACAUGUUCGCUGAGGUAGCAAAGGACUGUGGAAGCAUUUAUACUAUACACGGAGUGACUAUACCUGUGGUAAUAGUGUCUGGAUUCCAAGCCAUUAAAGAAGUGCUAAUAAUGCACUCAGAAGAAUUCUCUGGGAGACCGACCACCCCUUACUAUCAAGCUGUAGCACCAGAAAAGGGUAUUGUACUCUCAAAUGGUCACACCUGGAAGCAGCAGAGGAAGUUUGGGAUAGUUACCAUGCGGAAGCUGGGAAUGGGAAAGAAGGGUGUGGAGAACCAAAUACAAGAUGAGGCCCAUCAACUUAUGGAGACUUUUGCAUGUGCAAAGGGGCAGCCAUUUGACCCUUCGUUACCCAUCCUUACUUCAGUCUGCAAUGUGAUCUGUGCUCUGGUUUUUGGACAUCGGUAUUCUGUUGAUGAUGAACAAUUCAUCAAGCUGAUGAAAGCUGUUGACUAUGGCAAUAAAUUUGGAGGUACCUUCUUUCAUCUUCUAUAUGAAGCGGUCCCGUGGCUCAUGAAACAUAUCAAAUGGCCAUACAAGGAGGCAUUUGCUGCUGUAGAUUAUGUGCUUUCACAUAUAAGGAAAGAAACAGAAGUGCAUAGGGCACAACUGGCAGUGCAUGAUCCACGGGAUUUCAUUGACUACUAUGUACUUCAGAUGGAGAAAAGCAAGAAUGACCCCACUUCAACAUUUGAUGAUUCCAACCUAUUUUAUUCUGUCUUCGACUUAAUUGUUGCUGGAACAGAGACAACCGGAGCUACUCUGCAAUGGGGACUGCUUAUCCUGAUGACUCAUCCAGAUAUCCAAGAAAAAGUCCAGAAGGAGAUAGAGGAUACCUUUGGUUCUACCCAAGUAAUCAACUAUCAAGAUCGGAAGAAAUUGUCCUACACUCUUGCUGUCAUUCAAGAGAUCCAGCGUUUCAAAUGUAUCUUAUUAACCGGGAAUCCAAGACUAUCCUUGCAGGACGUGACUGUUCUUGGUUCUUUCAUUCCUAAGGGUAGCAUCAUUGUUCCAGAUGUACACUCAGUUCUUUAUGAUUCCAAGAUAUGGGAGACCCCACGAAAGUUCAACCCAAAUCAUUUUUUGGACAAAGAUGGGAAAUUCAUGGAAAGAGAAGAAUUGUUGAUCUUUGGUGCAGGAGCCCGUGUGUGUCUGGGGAAAGAGAUGGCAAAGAUGGAGCUCUUCAUCUUCCUCACCAGCCUGUUGAGAGCAUUCACCUUCAAGCUGCCAGAAGGAGUGACAGAAGUCAACUCAGAGCCUACAAAUGGCCUGGUGUUGUCUCCACAACAUUAUAAGCUCUGUGCUGUUCCCCGGGUUCAUUGA
Messenger RNA from Heteronotia binoei (common prickly gecko), 1476 nucleotides. RefSeq names its product cytochrome P450 2J5-like. The transcript is spliced from 9 exons. The record is from RefSeq and is a predicted model, not a curated record. Gene Ontology annotation, cellular component: intracellular membrane-bounded organelle; cytoplasm. Gene Ontology annotation, biological process: arachidonate metabolic process; xenobiotic metabolic process. NCBI's taxonomy places the organism in Eukaryota, Metazoa, Chordata, Lepidosauria, Squamata, Gekkonidae. The coding region runs from base 1 to 1476 and encodes 491 amino acids. Gene Ontology annotation, molecular function: oxidoreductase activity, acting on paired donors, with incorporation or reduction of molecular oxygen, reduced flavin or flavoprotein as one donor, and incorporation of one atom of oxygen; iron ion binding; heme binding.